CUUAAUUACCAAUCCCCUAACCUAAUCUAGAGAAACUUCCUCUACAUAAAGACAUGUUGUGUUAAUUAUUAUUUCAUCAAGAGAAACUUUAUUCAUACAACUCAUCUUCAACUACAUCAUCAAAGAUGUACUACUCCAUAUCAAUACCAUUAUGCUUUUUUCUUUUUUCUCUUAUGUUAACUGUAGUCAUUUGUGUUAAUCCAUUAGAAUCUAUAUGUUCUGAUCUAGAAUACCCUCCUCAUAGUCCUUAUGAGAAAAACUUAAACAACUUGCUAAAUAUUUUAUCUACCAAGAUUCCUCCUUAUGGAUUUGGCCUUUCGAUAUUAGGCAAUGGCGUAGACCAAAUUAAUGGGUUAGGCUUAUGUCGUGGAGAUGUCUCAAGUAAAGACUGUUCAGCUUGUGUCAGUGAGGCUAGUAAAAAAAUAUUAGAUGUUUGCACCGGCAGUAAGGCAGGAAUAAUAUGGUAUGAUCAUUGCUUCUUGAGGUACUCACAUGAAUACUUCUUUGGGAAAAUAGAUUAUCAAGAGGAGUUCUUCACGUACAACCCUGUAUUUGCGAGUAAUACAAAGCUGCUUGAAGAUAAAAUGAAGGAGUUGUUAAAUGGGUUAUCUGUUCAAGCUUCUCAAAAAAGGACCUUUUUUGCAACAGGAGAAUUAGUGUAUGAUGACUCGUCACAUAAAUUGUAUGGUAUGGCUCAAUGCACUAUAGAUCUUUCUACCUCUGAUUGUAAGACAAGCCUUGAUGCAGCCAUAAAGAAACUUUCAAGCUGCUGCUCUGGGCGCAUAGGUGCGAGGGUUAAAGGUGGAAGUUAUAGUGUGAGAUAUGAAAUGUAUCCCUUUCUUAAUAAUGCAUAGAGAAUCAUUUUUUUAAUUUUUAUUGUCUAAUUAAGUCUGUUAUGAUCUCUUUUUUUAAGGAAAAGACCAUAAGAUCGUAAUGGAAUAAUUAGGCAAUAAAAAUUAAACAAAAAGAUAUAUCUAUACAUUAAUUAAGCAAUAAAAAUUAAUCACAAUAAAAUUAUAUUUAUU
Jatropha curcas is the source of this 1025-nucleotide messenger RNA. The record is from RefSeq and is a predicted model, not a curated record. NCBI's taxonomy places the organism in Eukaryota, Viridiplantae, Streptophyta, Magnoliopsida, Malpighiales, Euphorbiaceae.